This is a messenger RNA of Mizuhopecten yessoensis (Yesso scallop), 5158 nucleotides long. RefSeq names its product influenza virus NS1A-binding protein homolog A-like. Gene Ontology annotation, molecular function: protein binding. The record is from RefSeq and is a predicted model, not a curated record. The transcript has 12 exons. The coding region runs from base 390 to 2519 and encodes 709 amino acids. NCBI's taxonomy places the organism in Eukaryota, Metazoa, Mollusca, Bivalvia, Pectinida, Pectinidae.
UGGUAACUAGAUGGUCCUUAGUGUCUGCGGUAAUGAGUAAGUGGAAGUCUGUGUGUACCAUGAGUUGAGACACAUGUUGUUAGUUCCGACAGUUCACCAGAAACACGACGACUUAGAAGUCCAGAGUUUUUCCUGCCAGGUGUAUUGAUGUGGUAGAUGUCGUGUGGGCGGGGAAGGAUGUGUGAUGCAGGCUGCAUGUCAGAGUUGUGAACACUUACUGAUCCCAGAUCUAUAGAUCUAUCGUAGCUAUUUGUGGACUAAACUAGGUGUGAUAAAUUGUGACAGCUACGGAAAAGAAAGCUGUGAUAAAUCACUAGUGACCUGAGGAACCCAGACACAUCCCAUCUUCUGUUGUUUAACUCGCCACGAUCUCUGAUGAACCAGUGAAAAUGGAAAACAACAACGCUCAUAUAGUAAAUGGGGUUGAUGAAUGCCCCGAGGAUGAUCUAGUUUUUGAGGAUGAUGAGCACAAAGAGAAUAGAUGGGAAUCAUUAAACAAGCUGCGCAAGGCACGUCAACUUUGUGACCAAAUUUUGGUGAUCGGUGCCCAUGAAGUACCAGUUCACAGGGCGGUGUUGGCCACCGCAAGUGGUUUCCUGUUUGACUUGUUCCUGAAGCUGGAAGAGGAAGGCCCAGCACCACAAAACAGCAUGUGUACAUGUAAACUAAAGGACAUUGAUUAUGAUAGCUUUAUCUACCUACUAGACUACGCAUACACUUCCAGACUCGAAGUUCCUGGAGAGCAUGUGCGAUCCGUGUAUCGGGCAGCCAUCCAACUGAAAAUCCCAGAUGCUGCCCGAGCCUGCUCGAAAUUCUUGGCCGCUAAUAUGUCGUCUGCAAAUUGUAUAGGUGUACGACAAUUUGCUGAAGAGGCGGAGCUUAAACAGACAGCCGACGAGUACAUACAGAAUAACAUCACUGAGGUCACUGCCAGUAAAAACUUCUACGGUCUGCCUAGGGUACCAGUCGUUAUCAUAGGUGCUGACCCUGAGCUGGUGGAGUCUAGUGAUGAUCGUCAUAUGUUUAGCUUGGUGCUUAGUUGGGCAAAGGAGAACAUCGACCAGGAGAAGCCUCGCCUGGAGUACCUCACAGAACAGACCAACAUACUAUGCCUUAACGCUGACAACACACUGACAGACACCAAGAACAUCUCAGAUGACCGUAGGAAAGAUGAUCUGGUACGGGAUUACACACAGAAAACCAAAAACAGGAAGAUGUGUGGUAUUCCUCAGAAUCUGAUCCCAAGUAAGGAAACGGGAAAGAAGCUCCAGAUCAGUCCGGGUGGUACCGUGGUUCGCAAGUUCAGCAUCAACCCUGAUGGACUCAUUGCUGAGAAAGAAUGGACCACCAUAGCAACAUAUCAACUCAAAGACAAGACUUACAUGGCCAUCACCAUGCUGAACGGGACCUUGGCUACCAUUUCCAUCCAUUACCGUACAGGAAAAUCCAACUCAGGAAGUGGAUCAGAUGAGCCAGAUUCCCCAGACUCUGUGACCCCCAAACUCCCAUUCAUGCCCGACUCUUUAUUUGAGCGUCAUGCCUCCCUCACCCCCCUGGCCAACAUGAGCAGUGCGAGGUGUGGCUUUGGCCUUGGUGUGGUUGGAGACAAAAUCAUCGCUUGUGGUGGCUAUGACAGAGGAGAGUGUCUGCUGUCAGUGGAAGCUUACGACAUAAAGACAAACAAAUGGACUCCUUUACCUGACAUGCCUGACCCUAGGGGGCGCUUUUCCAUGGAACAGAUCAACGGUGUCCUAUAUGCAAUAGGGGGCUCUGAUGGUCAUGGUUGCCAAACGAAAAUACACUGCUUCGACGUUGCUACACAGAAGUGGAAAACUCUCUGUAGUACCAGCAACGCUAGGGUGUCACAAGGUGUGAUAGCGAUGAACGACACACUCUACCUGGUGGGUGGUUGUAUGGGUCAGAAGAGCUUGGCUAAUUUUCUGGUGUUCACACCCGCCACACAGGAGUGGGCCUCUCUGCCGCCCAUGAAUACACCGCGUUACCAAGCUGGGGUUUGUCAACACGAGGGAGAGUUGUAUGCCAUUGGUGGCACAGAUGGUUGGAACUGUCUGAACUCUGUAGAAAUCUUCAAUUUUAAGACGAUGACGUGGCGAAAUGGGCCGAAGUUGAAUGUUUCACGACGCGGUGCUGGAUGUGAGUCACUUAAUGGUAAGAUUUACAUCGUUGGAGGUAGUGACGGGACCCAGUCCCUCAAGUCCACAGAGGUGUUUGUAACCGAAAAGGAUGCAUGGAUAAUGGGUCCAGGACUUAGUGUUCCCAGAGCCAAUAUCGCUGUUGUGAUCUAUACAAACCGUGUGUUCGCAGUUGGGGGAUUUUCUGGACGGACUUUCUUAGAUACGACAGAGUACCUUAACCCUGACAACAAUGAAUGGUGCAGCUAUCUGUCUGUUGAGGACUCGGGGAUGACACAGAAAUGUAUUGACCGUGGACAAAUGAGUUCUAUAGCCCAGGUCAAUCAGGAGAAUGGACAUGCUAGUGAAAACUCAAACACCUCCUAACUCAUAGACUAAAUCUAUAUACAACAUUCCAGUUAUGUGUAUAUGGAUAAAGAAUAACCAAUAUAUUGUGAAUUAGCAUCUUUCUGUAAUUUUGGCGUUUCCAUAUCAAUUAGAAUCUUUAUACAAUCAGAUCUUAUUUUGAUGAUUCAGCAUUUUAUUUUUUAUGACCAAAAAAGAUUCUAUGUUUAUUUGGUAUCUUUUUGUACUUUUAUUAUUUCAAAUUUUACAUAUAGAUAGUAGAUACAUUUUUUCUGUAUUGAAAUUCAAUUGUUUUGGUACAGAAAAUAUCCUUUGUCAAAAAAAAUAAAAAAAUAAAAUUUUGGAAAUUUGUAGGUUAAUAUUUAAAUAAUACCAAAGAAGGGCAUUUGUACCAACCUAUCACAUGGUCAAACAAGUAAUCAUUCAUCUCUGAAAUUUCACAAACUAUUCCAACCUUUGAAUUAGAAGCGUUCAAAUGUGUCUUCAGGGGUGGAAGAGUUAAAUAUUGUUUACUCCAGUAUUAUACAUUUUUGUGAGUACAGAACAUAAUGUAGAUAAAUAGUAACUCAUUCACCCCUACAUAACUAAACUGGACUUGCCUAGUCUUUGAUUUGGUAAGGUUCAAAUGUGACUUUAGGGAUGAAUGGGUUAAAGCCUAUUUACACUAUCAGGAGAUGUUACCUAUUGGUAGUUAGGCCAUUAUGCACAGGGUAAUGGAAUCAGAUGUUAAUAUAUUGUCCGUUCAUGUUUUGUGUCCAUUUAUUAUGUACAUAUGCGGUCCUGUUAUUUGUUUACCUGGUUUUAUAUAUACAUUAAUACCAUGGUUCUAAUGAUUGUGAUAGAUAGCAGUGUUUUGAGCAUGUGUGUUUUUCAUGUUUCGUAAUGAAACAUCAUCAGUGAAUGUGUGACGAUAUUAGCAAGAUCAUGACGGUCCUUUGUUUUUGAACUAAAUUUUCUCUGCUAGUAUUGAAAUAUGUGUGAUGUAAUUAUGUGACUACAGUUAAAAGUGUUUCCUUAUGCUGUAUUACCAAAGUAAUCAAGUGUAUCACUUGUGAAGUGUUUUGUGAUGUAAUAUUCAGUCCUUCAUCGAUUUGUCGUUGAUGUCCUUUGGACUCGUGUUAAAUCUUGUUCAAUUCUCCAUUUAGGGUCACAUCAUUAUGUAUUGUGUGUAUAAACAUGUGCUUUUUUCCAGAUUUUCAGCCUCAAAAAGUACCUGCGCAAAUUACACAGGUGCGCAAAUAACAUGGGUUUUUAUGGCAUAUGCAUUGUAUUUUGUUGAGUUUUCAGUUUUGGUAGUGGGAUCUUUUAACCGAUACAAAAAUAAGCAACAUUCUAAGAAAUCAACUCAUAUUUUACAGUGACAUGAACCAAAUGAUUUAUUUUGAUGUCAAAGGGCAAAUAAUCUGAAAAUACAAAAUUUAGUUUAAAAUAAACAAAUAUAUAUAUACCAUCCUCCUUAACCUGUCCUUUGCGCUGACUUUUAGACCACCCAGUCUGAUCAUUUAACCCUGAAAACAGAUUUUGAACUCCUUCAAAUAAAAGGUUGGAAUAGUUUAUUAUGAAAUUUCAGGGGUGAAGGCGUUAAAGGUUCCAAGUUGCCGAGUCCCACCUCCUACAAUGUAUUCGACUAUUCUGUUGUUAGGUCCCACCGCCUGUGAUUAUGAAGCCUUCACCAUCCCUAUAGUUUGUUUCCUUAUCCUUCGUGACUUUGUUUGGAAUGUUAUGUUCCUGUUAAUUUACCUGUCUUGAACAUACCAAUUUCUUCAGGGCAGUUUUUCAUUUUGUCAAGGAAAUUUAAUAAUUUUGUAUCUGAAGAUGAUUUUUAUUAUGAUUUUAUAUAGAUGAAUCGCACAAGACAGCAAUUAUAUUGUACUAAAAAUUUCUGGAAUGUACACAGCCAUAUUGAUUAUCUAGAAGUGAAAAAAUUGAUUGAAAAAAACAGUCAAAAUAUUCAUAUAGAGUGAAGUCUGACUUUAUAGACACCCAACAUAUGUUUUCUUGGAGAUCAGGCUGAAUUUGUUUAAAAAAACUAUUGACAAUAUGCAUAUACACGUGCUUGUACAUAUAUCAGAUUUUGACACAACUCUAAGUAAAAUAUAAGACAGCAUUGAACUUGAUCCAAAAUCUUUUCUGAUGGAGGUAACACUAGUGAUACAUGUGUCUUUGCUCUAAAGUUGUUCAUUUUGUAUCAAUUUCACAACUUUCUUAUUUAUUAGCAAUAUGAAUUAUGGCAUGUACAAGUUGGUGAUCAUGUUGAUAAGGAAAUUGACACCGAUUUUACUUUGUUAAAACUGAUAUGAGAAGUUAUUUAAAAUGUCCAAUGAACUUUUAUUUAAAUAAAAUCAAUGAUAAAAUCAUGAUGAAGUGAUAAAGAACUAUAUAUUUAUACUGCUAGAUGCAUACUGUGAUGCUGUUGAUAUGACUGGUUUAUGACAUAUCCAGUGCUUUGACCAGUUGUAUCGCUUGUAAACUAUAUAUUUAUAUUCUCAGACUCAACUAGAUGUUAGAUCACAUGACAAUUGAAGAUUAUUUGAUAAAGAAUUGAUUAAGAUCUUGUCAGUGUUUGUCAGGUGGCUUCAGAAUAUUUUAUACAUGGACUAAUUAUAACAAAUCAGUUAGUCCCACCUAUGGAUGCUGCUUCUGUCUUCCAUCUAACAGGG